Penicillium daleae is the source of this 642-nucleotide messenger RNA. Its product is annotated as putative lactoylglutathione lyase (Glo1). Bases 1 to 642 code for a protein of 213 amino acids. Lineage: Eukaryota; Fungi; Ascomycota; Eurotiomycetes; Eurotiales; Aspergillaceae. The record is from RefSeq and is a predicted model, not a curated record. The transcript is spliced from 2 exons.
AUGACUACAAACUCCUUCUCAACUCCUCCCAAAAACAAAGAAGGCCUCUUCUCUCCAGGCGGACCAACACCAGCCUUCAAUCCACCCCCAACCCCCGCAACCCAAAACUACCGCCUCAACCACCUCGCAAUCCGAAUCAAAGACCCCUCCGCAUCCCUACACUUCUACGUCGACCUCCUCGGUAUGCGCGUCAUCUUCACCAUGAACGCCGGCCCCUUUACUAUCUACUACCUCGGCCACCCACCGCCCGGCACCGAGGCCACAGAUCUAGACGCGUGGGCUAAGAAAACGAGCGAAAUCCCUGUUAUGACGCGGACGAGCGGAUUACUGGAACUAUACCAUGUACACGGUACAGAGGACGUGUCGACGGGCAAUGUCCCGCCGCACUUGGGGUUUGCGCAUCUUGGGUUUACGGUGCCGGAUGUGCGGGCUGCGGUGGAGAGAUUGAAGGGGGCUGGGGUGACGAUUCUGAAGGAUUUGGGGGUUUGUGAGAGGGAGAGUAUUCCGUUGUCGGAGUGGGAAGCGGAGAAGGGGAUUGGGAAGGGGGAGAUUCAUGAGAACUAUGCGUGGUUCUUUGAGAAAUUUGCCAUGGUGGCGGACCCGGAUGGGUACUCGAUUGAGCUGAUACCCCAAGACCUCUAA